Molecule: messenger RNA, 1851 nt
Organism: Closterium sp. Yama58-4
Lineage: Eukaryota; Viridiplantae; Streptophyta; Zygnematophyceae; Desmidiales; Closteriaceae
Source: the annotation of a GenBank genome assembly
AUGGAGAGAUUGAGAUUAGCAAAGGUGAGGAUGUGGGGUUGCAUGGAGAGGAAAGUUGAGGUAUGGCAAGGAAUGAGUAAGGAGGCGGGCCAAUGGGCAUGUGCGAUUGGAGAAUGGAGCCUCUCAGAGCUUUCUCGCAGCUUGCUCGCCAGCACCGACAUCUUCUCUCUCCACUUACCCCGGGCCCGCCAGCGUUCCCCGACACGCUGGCUGCGCGCCAUGUAUUCGCGUUUAGCCUGCAGAGCAGCACGCAGGCGCGGGUUGCCGCUCGUCGACGCACUUUUUAGGGUUUCGUCUCCUCCUAGCCUUGUCGAUAGCAUCACCGCCUGCUGCCAUACACAACCGCCGCACAUCGCGGCGAAUCUAGCCAGAUCUUCCUGGUUCGGCGCGCAGCGGUGGUAUUCGUCGGACGGCGAUGGCGGCGGCCGCGAGGAGAAUGACGUGGUGAUCAUUGGCGGCGGACCCGGCGGGUACGCGGCGGCGAUCCGCGCGGCGCAGGUGGGGCUGAAGGUGACGUGCGUUGAGAAGCGAGGGCGGCUCGGAGGCACGUGCUUCAACGUCGGAUGCAUCCCCUCUAAGUCCCUGCUGGAGUCCUCGCGCAAGUUCUACGAAGCGAAGCACUCUUUAGCGCAGCACGGCGUGCGGGUGGACGGCGUAACAGUGGACCUAGCGGCGAUGAUGGCGCUAAAAGCGGACGCCAUAGAAAGCCUAACCUCGGGCGUCGAGCGCAUGUUCGAGCAGCACCGCGUUAACUACGUCAAGGGCGCGGGGCGCAUCACGGGCACCCACGAGGUCACCGUGAGCCUGCUAGACGCGCACGGGCAGGUCGGGCAGGCUAAAAAAGUCCUCUCGGCGAAGAAUAUCAUCAUCGCCACGGGCUCGGACAUUCGGCAGGUGCCCGGGGUCCCGAUUGACGAGAACAAAAUCGUAUCUUCAACUGGCGCGAUGUGCCUUGAGAAGGUACCGGAAAAGAUGCUGGUGGUGGGCGGCGGAGUGAUCGGACUCGAAAUGGGGUCCGUAUGGAGUCGCCUGGGCGCAGACGUGACUAUACUGGAAUUCGCGGAUGGCAUUGGCGGGUACAUGGAUAACGAGAUCCGGCAGGCGUACCACCGCAUUCUCGAAUCCCAGGGGUUGAAAUUCCUCCUGGGGACCAAGGUGGUGCGCGGGGACGCGUCAGGCGAAGGCGUGGUGCUGCAGGUAGCGCCGGCGAAAGGGGAGGGCGAGACGCGGGAGGUUCACGCUGACGUGGUGAUGGUGGCGGCAGGACGAGUCCCCUGCACGAACGGGCUAGGGCUAGACGAGGUGGGCGUGAAACGAGACAUGAACGGACGGAUAUUCGUGGAUAGCCAUUUCAGGAGCACACGGCGGAAUGUGUAUGCCAUCGGGGAUGUGAUUCCAGGUCCCAUGCUCGCGCAUAAGGCGGAGGAGGAUGCUAUUGCGUGCGUGGAAAACAUUAUGAACGGGCACGGGCAGGUGAAUUAUGCAACGGUGCCCGGGAUUAUCUACACGCACCCGGAAGUGGCGAUGCUGGGUAUGACCGAGGAGGAGCUGCAGGCUACGGGGAUGGAGUACACGGUGGGUAAAUUCCCCUUUAAAGCGAACAGCCGGGCGCGGGCGAUGGGGGAGGUGGAGGGGUUUGUGAAGAUUCUAGCGGAUAAGGAGACGGAUCUGGUGCUGGGGGCGCAUAUACUGGGGCCGAGCGCAGGAGAACUGAUCAUGGAGUGUGUUUUGGCUAUGGAGCAUGGUGCGACGACGCUGGAUCUAGCUCGCACGUGCCAUGCUCACCCCACGCUGACUGAAGCCGUUAAAGAGGCUGCUUUGGCCGCCCAUGGGAAGCCGAUUCACUCGUGA